ACGGGACAGCCAGUCGGCAGUGAACGCCGCACCUGAACGGUGUGCAGUAUUUUUCCUCGUCGUCUCGCUCGUUUAAUUUCAGUUUUUUCUGCUGCGAAAUCUUUCAUUUUCCGUUGAAAAAGGAAGAAGUUCUAACGACUGAAUCAAGCGUGACUAUUGUCUUAUUCUCUUCACACACAUUUAUUACCUGUCGACACGAUUCGUUUCUGUUUUCGCCGCUUCGAUUGUUACUAUUUUAAAUCGUUUCCCAGCAAUAAAUCAUGUGUGCUGUGCUUCGACGACCCCCCAGCUGUCACGAAAGGCCAAUUGACUCGCGUUUUUGAAGAAAAAAAAAAAAGAACAGACUUCAGAGAUUUCCAAAAUUAAAAGUAAAACAAACUGUUACUCAACCAUCUCCUCGCCUUACCUUCCCCUCCCUCCAAAUUAAGAAUCGGGGUUCUUUCAUUAGCGAUUCAACAUUUAAAAAUUCAAACAACUGGUUUAUUGUUGUUCUUUUCCUUUUACUUUUUUUUGUUUUGUUUUUGUUUUGUUUUUUACAUUGGGAUUUAAAUUUUCUGUUGCUUUCCCCCCGGCGAAUUACGAGAAGAGCCGGAAUAGAAUGUUGUUCGGGUCAAUUUGAAAGACUACGGCAACGCCGCGUCGAAUUCCUAAUGAGCUGCUGUUGAUGGAAGGGGUCGAAGAAAAGCAGGCCCAAAGGCUCUAAAGCAGAAUGCAUUGAAAUUCCACAACCCAGCGGACUGGUGUGGUGUUUUUUUUUUUUGUUUGUGUGUGUGUUUUCAAAAAGAAUUGUCUCGGUGGAAAGUUAUUGAUUUAUUCCAAGGGAAAAUGUCAAAAUAACGCCAUGACUGCAACGAGUUACUGUGGAGAUGAUGGCACGAUUUGGCCCUAACCGGACAGCAGGAAUAAUAGAAUAAAAAAGUCGUAAAGUCAAGUGUAUUUCGUGUGAGGGCGGCGUGCAUUCAUCGUGUAGGGCGUCCCAUCUGGGCACGUCUAAUUCUUUUUGAACAAAACAACGAAACGAUACAUCGAUAAUCAACGACACAAGCAACCACAAUGUCCAAAGCUGAUUGCAGAAAGUUUGCUCCCAAUGUUUUCAACAAGAACAAGUGUGCCAGCUGCUUCAAAGCCAAGGAGGAACACAGCGAUGAAGCUUUGGAGAACAAUCGGGCUAGCCGAAAAGUAGCCAAAUGCGGUUACCUGUUUGCCGCACCCGACUGGGAUUUCUCUAACCCCAUCAACCGGACUAAGCGAUGGCAGCGGAGAUGGUUCGUCCUUUACGACGAUGGAGAAUUGACCUACUCCGUGGACGAGCACCCGGAGACGGUUCCGCAGGCCAUCAUUGACAUGAAUCGUGUGGUGGAAGUGUCUUACGAAGCGGAAGAGGUAACUGGCCACCCGUUCAGCUUGGCGUUGACGGCCGCCGACCGGGUCCACUUUCUCAAGGGGACGUCGCGUGAAGAGUCUAAAUGGUGGUUCGACAUCCUUUCCAUGUUCCCCAGGACUAACAUGAAGACCGGCCGUCAUAAAAGGAACGCCACCUUCCCCGGAAGCAAAGCCACAACGAUUAUUUCGACGCAACAACAACAGCAACACCAACAGUCGACGGCACCCAAUUCGCCUUGUUUAAGUAAAGGUGUUUCGAUCCAGCCGUUCCAGACACCGCCGAUGGCCCGACCGCGUUUUCACAGCCACACGGAGUCGCUGAUGCGAAGUGGCGUUCAGCAUACAACAUCGACGGCCACUGCCGGUCUCGUCGGUGGGAUGCAAAACUUUAAUUCGUUGCCGGUCAAGGACACCAACGGCCGGAACGGAAAUUCUAGCGGAGUUAACAACAAAAUCGCUAUCGAGGAAGACGACAUCAUUCCCGUCAAGGAAGUGGCACCUCUCAGUGUUUCUUCGACUGUCGUCGCCGCUUCUCCGUGUCCCCCGCUGCCCGCCAAAACUGCCGCCGAGAAGGAUAUCGUUAUCAUCGAUAAAGAUUUCGACGAUAAAAUCAAAACGAGACGUGUCAUUCGCCGCGAAAUCCGAGGAGCCCGAAGUGCCCGUUGCAAUUCGGAGAUUUUGAGCAGCCUUAUUAUCCCGCCCGGCAACAAUAACAUGAAUAAUGGGAACAACAGCAGCACGGCACACAACACGGCUGGCAAAAGUUACGCCCUGGUUCUGCCCAGCUCGACCUUGACGGCGCCAAUAGGCAGCAAAAACAACGCGGGAUUGAGCGGCAGCACGUCCGACAGGCCGCGAUCAGCUUUAUUACCGCCCGUCCCACCUCCGACGACGACUACCGUCGCCGCCAGCCCAGCUGCGCCGCGCUCGCCCGUCAUCAGCGCCAACCCACACAGCCCUUUUUAUCUCUACAUGGCAGACGUCCCGCGAAACCGACAUUACGAAAGUCUGGAGAGUUUGCAACAUGCUUUCACUAACAUCAAUAGUCCGUCAAGAGCGAGGCACAGCAGUUCCAAGGACAUGCCGGACUCGGCAGGGUCCCAUAAGACGGAGCCGGUAACGCCCGUUAUCGCUGGCAAGGAUCGACCCAUGAGCAUGCACGAACUGGGUUCCGCCCCUGCUGACCGUUUACGCGGACUCUCCUCCUACGAAACCCCCUUAGCUCGCCCGACCAACGAACGUCAAACUUCUAAAGCAAGUCGUCAACUUGAAACGAUCAAUCCACCCGGAGAAACGGUACGAGGAGAUCCAGAUGGAUGCGGACUAGACCCCGUGACGUCAUUCUGUUCGCCAUUACCUGACCGCCGUUCCGCAUUGGCAUUGACGACCCCAUUGCUGGACGACAGUCUCAAAAAAGGCUGGCUCCUUCGCCUGUCUUACGGGGGAGAGUGGAAAAAGUAUUGGUUCGUUUUGAGGUACAGUUUAUUAUCACUGUAUCGGGAUCACUCGGCCGAGGACGCUGGACUGGCUGACGAUACCAUCGAUUUGGCACAAAUAGCCAGCGUCGAGGAAACCGAUUCUGGCCGCAGUUAUGGCUUUCAAAUGGCAUCCGUUGAUGGGAAAAGGCUUUAUUCGUUAGCAGCGCUCACCUCGGGCAUUCGUACCCAAUGGAUUCAAGCUCUUCGGAACGCCUGCAAUCAAGGCAAAAUGGCUAAUUUACCCACGAAAUUGUUAUCGUCGACUAGCAACACGGCGGCCCUCAAGGCCGUCAAAGAGAACGUGGAUCCGGCGGCAAUCGGCCGAAGAGAAGUGGACGAUGAAUCGUUGGGAUCGUAUGACGGUUCGACCACCGACGGAGACGAAGAAGACGAUAACGAACUGGACGACGGUGACGUCAUUGUCCAUCAGUCAGAAGACGAGGAAGAGCAGAAUCUACCUGGAUCGGAACCCAUUCCGUCGCUUCCGCCCUCACCUCCGUUGAAUCGCACUCCAAUGUCGAAGGUGAAAGAGCGAGACCGAUCAAGGUCCAGCUCGAGAUCUCGAUCGCGGCACCGUUCCGCCUCGCCGUCUUCAGUGAGAACCAAUAGCCCACCAGCUGCAGCGCUGGUAUUUUCCGUUCCGCCAUCUUCAGUCACGUUGCAGGGUAGUAGCGAACCGAACGACGGGCAUCUCCAGGCCCGACUCGAUGCGGCCAAGGGUGAAAUUACGCGUUUGCUCAACGAGCGACGAGAACAGGAGAGAGAAGCCCAGCAGCAACUGGUCACGCUCAAUGCCAGGGUCUCGGAGAAGGAGCAACAAAUGAGCCGAUUGGCCGGCAUCCUGGAAGCCACAAAGGCUGAAAGCAAACGCCAAUUAAUAGAUAUUCAGAAUCUGUUGGACAAGAAGGAAGCGGAACUGAAUUCGCUGAGGAAUGAAUCGGCCAACGAUCGGGCCGAAAACGCCGAGUUGCGGGAUAGUCUGAAACGCGAACGCUCUGAAGUUUACAAAUUACGCGACGUGGCGCAAGAGCUGCGCUCUCUGUUGGACAGCCGCAACGACACGCUCAAUCAGCUGCAGAGCAAAACGAACGAAGUUGAGGUGCUCAACCGGCGGCUGAAAGCGACGCAAGACAAUCUGCAUCAGACCCAGGAGCGACUCCAGCGCGGCAUCGAAGAGAACGAGGGACUGUUUGCCCGUCUCAGACAGAUGGAAGAUAAUCGCGGAAACGUGAACGGUGGCGCUGGCGGAGCCGAGGUAACUGGAUCGUCUUCUCUGAGACGCAGCCGUAGCUCCACCGGUUCCAUGCCGUUGCCUCUUCAGCUGUGCAGUCGCAACCUGCUGGGCGGCAGCAGCAAAAAGAGUUUGCCUCGCUUGGACUCGCUCAGCGACCUGAGCAACAUCGACUACGACCUGGAUCUAGAGGCUUUAGAUCGUGAAAGUCUAGUCGAUGAGUACGUGGAGUUGCGUGCCCGUUUCGAGCGUUCCCUGGUCGAGAUCCGCGCCCUCAAACGGGAGCUUCGUCUGGCCCAAUCGGCGAUGGACGGCUUUGAAGUGGCCCAAAUGGCGCUCAAGCAGCAAUGGCAGGCCAAAGAGAGUGACUAUACAUCGCAGCUGAGUCUGAUGGCGGCCAGAGUGCAAGAUCUGACGGCCAAAAUGUCGGCAGCGGACAAACAGGUCCGCCAGCUCAAGAUCAAAGUGGCCAAAUCGGAGAGCCGCGAGAAGAGGCGGACGCAGUCGCUCAAAGGCCGCGAAUCGUUCCAGCUGUCGAAAGAAGUCGAAGAUAAAUUGGUAGAUCUGGAACAUAAAAUGGCUGCGCUCGGCAGCGGAACCCCAUCAGCCGAAAAGGAGACACCGCCAUCGCGAGCUCGUAAAGGAUUCGAAGAGCCGACGAAAUCGUUUCGAAUGCGACGCAAGUCGCUCGAGGGCGGCGCUGUUUCUGGUGGUGACCCGGUCAAGAUCCUCUUACGAGUCGACCAGCUGGAACAGCAACUGGCCGGUCGUCAAAGCAGCACCAAGAAGACGUCGUCGUCCGUAGAGCGUAAGAACUCGCUGCCUGGCAGGUCACCGCAAGGGAAACCACCGCGUUCCAGUCCCCUGAAAGCGGCUAGUGGAACCGUUUCGACAUGUUUGUCUGUCAAACAAUCCGCCACGCCUGAUGGGCCGAUCACUCGGCCGUCCAAAAUUGUUCAAGAUCUGGAACAGUGCGUUGUCGAGCUGGAACUAAUGUUCGACAGUAACAAGGUUGACGGUCACAGCCUCAUUGGCAAAAUUCGCACCAUCCAGCAAGAUCUACUCAAUCCUGAUGGAGUCCGAGUGGCCGUGUCGUCUUCAGAUGGAGCUUGUCAAGUAGAAAAGAUCCAGGAUCUCCUCAGAGUCCGCCUGUCCGAACUCAAAGUCAAGCGCGAUCAGGUUCGCAGUCUGGGCAAAUUGGAUUCGGCUGCCGUCAGCCAAAUAGCAGCCGAAAAGCUGGCGCUGGAACUGGCCAUCGCCGAACAGCUGUCCACCGUGACGGCGGCUAAACAGCCGGAGGAAAGGGAAAUCCUACGCGAUGCCAACUGGACCAUUCACAAAUUGAGUUGGUUGAAGCGCAAAUUGAACGGAGAGAGAUCCGCACCCGCUAUGGACCAAUCCACCAGUUUUGGAACUUACUGCGCCGCCUUGGCGGAGCGCCUUUCCGCCAUCGCUGCCAUUUCCAGCACGUCGCGUUCUCAUCAAGGGGCAGAGGGUGGAGUCGAUAUGGCCCCCAAUCAUUCGAUGCUACCAACUCGAGUGGCCCAGCAUUUGGCCGAGGAGGAACGUGAUUUGUCCAUACUGUUUUCUAAAUACAAAGAAGAGAAGCUGCAGGAACUUGCCCGUCUGCUGGCCCACGAAACCCUUCGCAUGGGUGACAGUCCGAGCGCCGAUAAUCAACUUGUCGAAGAAGUCAAGGUGCGCGAAGCUUGGCUGGAAGCUCAAGAAGUGGCCAAUAAGGAGCUAGUGGACAGCGAAGUCCGCCAAGCGAUGACUCGAAUGGCUGAAGUCUUUGCAGAAGACGUGGCAGACGAGGAGCGUUUAGCAGCUGCCUUACUUCUAUGGCCUGCUCAACAGCUCCAGUACGAGCAACGUUGCCAGGUCGUGGAGGAAGUUCUCCGCUCAGAGAUGGAAGAGGCUGUUUUGUUGCUUAGCAACGCUUACGAGCGCAGUUUACAGCAAAUGAAAGCCCAGACGUCGAUCCUGCAUCCGCCUGAAGGCGAUCUGGAGGCUGCCCUCAGCGAGUUCGCCGAAGUAGUGGCUCACAAAGCCUUGAUAGACGGACACAUCGCCGUGCUUCAAGGCGAGACACCAUCGCAACCGCUAGCGACAUCCACCGGGUCCGAUUCGAGCAUCGUGCAGAAUGUUAGCAUCAUCCAGGAGACGGAAGCCAUCAUUAGCUCGCUGUGCAGCACGGAUUUCUUCCCGGCCUCGCUGAAUUGCGGCGAAGUGGCUGCCAUGCUGCACAGGAACCUAGCGGAGCCUCGCAGCAAGCCGGAAGAGUCGAUGUCCAGCAACGGCAAUAAAUCGUCUGCCAUCAACGAGGACAUGAUCAGGCAAAAAUAUCAGGCCGAAAUCGAACAGCUGCGUGCCCUGACUGAGAAGGGCAUGUCGGCCAUGGAGGGAUCUCAUAAACGUAUCAUCGCUCAGAUGGAAGAGAAACAUCAACAAGACCUGAAUCGGCUCCAGGUUGAAAAAGAACGAGCUCUGGCGGAAGAGACACAGGCCACUUUGGCCGCCUUAGAUGCCAUGCGCAAAGCUCACGAAGCAGAAGUGCAGCGUGAAAUCGCCCGUUUCAAGGAAGGGUUCCUCAGUCAAAUGGCCGCAAAUCAGGCACCCGCCCAACGAGAACUGACGCCCAAUAGGGAACAAGAGAUGGAAGAAAUCCGGCGACAGAUCCUGUCGCUCAGCGAAAAGUAUUCGCACAAGUGCCUCGAAUCUGCCGCACUGGAGCAGAAAGUGUCGUCCCUCAGCCAACAGAUGGCCGUUUCCCAGAGACAGAUACUGGAUCUGGAUUCUCGCAAUCAACAACUGCGAUCCUUUCUGGAUGCUGGAACUGGUAUGGAUCAUCAGCCGGACGCCAGCCCGGAAGAGCUACUCAGAGCCAAGGAUAGCCAGUUGCUCAUGUUGCAAGAAGACAUUGCCGAACUCCAGUUUUGCCUGAGAGAGUCGCAGUCCCGCGAAGAAGAUCUGGCCGCAAUGGCCCGAAAUAUGGGCCAGUAUCUGCGAACGGAGCGAACGUUGCAGUCGGAUGAAGUGGCCGCACUUCGGCACCGCCUAGAAGAUUUGCUUCUGCUCAGCGGACCUUCCAGUGGAGGUAGCGGGGGCAAUAGUGCCGGCAACAGUAUCCUCGGUCGGAAAAAUAGUUCCAGCGACGACAAAAGCAGUCCGUCCCGCGAAUCUCCGCCGCGCGAAUCUAUCCGUUUUCACUACGUCCGCUCCAAGGACUUGACCCGCUCGCCCAGCUGCCCCCGAUUGUCGGGUUUUUUAUCCCUGGCUCCGAGACUGACGGCCCGGUCAGUGCUCUCUCCAAAGGAUCCUUCACAGGCCCUCAAUGGAUCGAGCACAACCACCCACUAACCUUGCCAGUCACGCCUGCCUUGCCGCGUCAAACCCUCUCGCAGGAUUUGACGUACAAGGUGACUGUCAAAUUUGGCCGGCCGGCUAUCUCGGAGAUCAGUUGCUUCAGUGCAGUGGAUAAGGGAAUGCUAACCUAUUCGCUGCCACUAACUACUAACAUAACGCAAUACUACCAUUCGUUCAGCUUUGUCGAUAAACGUCCAGCACCUAAAACUUCCUUACCUGUCCGUAAGCGGAGCGUCGAUGCAACUCCUCCGUCCACUCGUCCUACCCCUCCUCUUUCACGCCUUAAUACAGCAAGUGCUGCUACAGAAGCAGCCUAUCCGUCCCGUGUAGUUCCCUUUAAACCGGACACGUCCAGCAACCGAAGGCCAUCCAGGAUAUCGCAAUCUUGUGUUCCUCCUACACCGUCUUCCCCACUAUCAUUGUGCAGCUCAACCGACGCUAAGUCUUACCUGAAACCUACCAAGGCUUCUUCGCUUAAAGCACCCCCACGAGUGAACAUUUGAUUUCGAUUUCCAACUCACGUUGAUGCGCUGUAGGAUAAGACGUUAUUUGUUUUAUUGACUUCCCCUCUUUCUUUUUCUUACAAAACAAUGUCUCGGAAAACUACUUUUUUAUUUCUUGUAACUGGAAAAAUUAUGCAGAUCCUAUAGUAUUUUUACCAACGAAGAAAGCAAAAAAAAUAAAUCAAAUUGGUAGCUUCUUCUAUCACAUUUUAUCAACGAGAAACAAAUUAUAGCAAACUAACUUGUGUAUUUGCGAACUAAUUUUAUACGAUUCUUGAAUUGUUUUGUUUUGCUUCUCUUAAAAAAUUUACUAGUGCGUGCCGCCGUUGCUUGUUUGUUUUUUUUUUUGUUUUUUUUUCCUUUUAUUUUUUACAAAUAAAUAAUUCGACAUUCAUCUGUGGCCUGACUAUAAGGAAAUAAAUGAAAUUCACGACGGUGGUUUAAUAACUAAA
Molecule: messenger RNA, 8413 nt
Organism: Daphnia magna
Lineage: Eukaryota; Metazoa; Arthropoda; Branchiopoda; Diplostraca; Daphniidae
Gene: osp
Biological process (GO): actin filament organization
Cellular component (GO): actin cytoskeleton
Molecular function (GO): actin filament binding
Source: RefSeq, a predicted model, not a curated record